This is a messenger RNA of Anguilla anguilla (European eel), 2352 nucleotides long. RefSeq names its product rho GTPase-activating protein 40. The transcript is spliced from 15 exons. Gene Ontology annotation, cellular component: cytoplasm. The record is from RefSeq and is a predicted model, not a curated record. Gene Ontology annotation, biological process: signal transduction; regulation of actin filament polymerization; regulation of small GTPase mediated signal transduction. Bases 187 to 2034 code for a protein of 615 amino acids. Gene Ontology annotation, molecular function: GTPase activator activity. NCBI's taxonomy places the organism in Eukaryota, Metazoa, Chordata, Actinopteri, Anguilliformes, Anguillidae.
CCCUAAGUGACGUCAGAUGAAGGUGAGGGUAACGUGGAUGGCCGCUCUACACUGCCUAUGUUCCACACCAUCUGUCAUUUCGCCGCCCAGUCUCCCGAAGGCUGUCACGGCUUUCACGAUUAUCGCGGCAGAUACUGCACACCUCCAAGCGAAUGAUCGUUUCAAAAGGACCCCAGCCCCACCGAGAUGAACGUGGAGCCCUGGGCCGGCCCCCAAGACCAGUCCUCCACUGAGCACGCAUCGGCCCCCGAGCGCCCCGACGAGCUGUGCCUGGACUCCUUCUGGAGCGAAGUAGAGCGCAUCCGCCAGGGGAGCGGCGACAGCGAGCCAGAGGCCGGCCGCCGCGAUUCCCGCCAAUCUGAGGACGGGGAGCAGGAGGAGCAGUGGCUGCAGGAGGCGGGGCUGUCUCCCCUGAUCAGCGAGGACAGCGCGGACGUGGAGAGCGCCGUUCUGCUGUCCACCCUGACGCGCACACAGGCCGCCGCCGUGCAGAGGCGCCUGGACUCCUACACCUCCUCCCUGCGCAAGAGGAACAAGCCGCCCCCCCGCGACGUCCGCGACAUCUUCACACAGACGACUCUGCCCGAAUCCCAGGACUACGAGCAGCUGGCCCCACAGAGCAGCAUGGAGACCGCGCGGAAGACAGGGAGCACGGAUCAGCAGGGCAGGACGCUGAAGGAGGAGAUCUUCAUCACGGACGUGGCGUACUGCGAGCAGGCCGUCAUCCUGCUCAAACAGGCCGAGCUGCCGCAGAACCACGGCCGCCGCAAGAGGGACGACGGGACUCUGCCUAGGGUGGUGUCCCCGCAGUGCCGGCUGGGUGUGACCCGGGUCGAGGACCUGUCUCAGCAGGACAUGAAGAAGGUGAGGCAGCUGGCUCUCAUCGACAUGACGGCCCUGUGUGACCUGCUGGAGCUCGACGUGAAAAGACAGAAGACCUGCAAGAGAAAGAUCCCAGAUAGUGCUCUUUUUGGGGUUCCCCUGGCCAUGCUGCUGGAGAACGAUCAGAAGAUCAAGGCCAGCACCCCUGUUCCUCUCAUCCUGCAGGCACUCCUGUCUUUCCUGGAGAAAAAGGGUAUUGACUCUGAGGGUAUCUUGCGAGUUCCAGGAUCCCAGACCAGGAUAAAGGUGCUGCAGCAGAAGCUGGAGAACACCUUCUACAGCGGCGGCUUCAGCUGGGACGAGGUCAGCCCAAACGACGCCGCCGCGCUCCUCAAGAAGUUCAUCCGCGAGCUGCCGUCCCCGCUGCUGACCGCCGAGCACCUCAGCGCCUUCAGCGCGGUCCGCGACAUUCCAGAGCUGAAACAGAAGCUGCACGUGCUGAACCUGCUGGUCCUCCUGCUGCCAGAGACGAACAGGAACACACUGAAGGUGCUGCUGGAGUUCCUGAGUAAGGUGGUGUCCCGUGAGCGGAGGAACAGGAUGAACCUGUGGGCCGUCUCCACCAUCAUGGCGCCCAACCUGUUCCUGCACAAGGCGCUGCCCAGCCGGCUGACGGACGGGGUGGAGCGCGGCCAGGCGGAGAGAGCCGCCGACAUCAUGAGACUCCUGAUCCGCUACCAGGACCUGCUGUGGACCAUCCCCAACUUCCUGAUGAGCCAGGUGCGCAAGCUGAACGAGACCAGCAGCCGCCGCUACCAGUUCUACGACAAGCGCAUCAAGAACCUGCUGAGGAAGAUCCACGCGGACAGCAAGGACAAGCCCGACAAGAACGCGUCCGAGCCCUGCCGCACGGUGAAGGUCCAGGUGGGCGGGGUCCUCAGCAGCUCCAUGGAGGUGCGGCUCAACGUCAACUCCCGCGCCUCCGACCUGCUGGCCCGCGUGCAGCAGGAGCUGUGCGCCUCCGACAACGGGAAGGGCCCGCUGAGGAGAAACGGCUCUGUUGCCCUUCCUGACUGUGCUGUUUACGAAGUGGGUGGAAACAUCGGGGAGCACUGCCUGGACCCCGAAACGCACCUCCUGGACCUGAACAACAGCAACCCCGGCGGGGAGUGGGUCAUCCGGCUCAAACCUCCCAACAGCAGGGGGCUCUAGAGAGCAAGGAGACUUCCCGCUCCGCCCCCACCCCCCUGGGACCUGUCACCGGGACGUUUGACACGCCCCCCCCCCCACCCCCCUCACCUCCCGGGGAGCAUUCAGCUGGCCUUGUUGCUCUGGGGCAAAUGAGGGGGGGGGUGGGGUCAUUUUUUGGGGCGGAAAAGGUCUCUGUCAAACACAAGGGAGCAGAACUCAGACGGGCUCCGCACAUCCCUGACCAGCUUCUUCAGUCUGUUAGAGCAGACAGCUCUUUACUCUCAUACACGCACCCUUACACAUACACACACAUACACACACACAAACACACACCCUUAC